CAAAAUUCUGCAUUUUAACGUAGGACAGGAAAUAUGAAAAGAGCCGGGCAGAACCCAAAGAGCACCCUCGGUUAGGCCGAGGUUCGCCAGCUUCAGCCCAGAGCAAAUCAAAGGGUUUGCUUCACUUAUCCAUCCACCCGUGAUUUUUCCAGUGCUUUGGAAGUUGCAGCUCCUUCGCUAACAGGUUUUAAAGGAUUUGCAUUGCCGCUUCUCUCUGGAGCAGCUCUGCAGAGGGUUUUUUUUCCUCCCUUCUCUUUCAUGCUUUAUUUCCUGACUCCACAGUGGGAUGGGUCGGUUGCAAAAGAUUCUCUUUCCCUUUUUGGGAUUGGUUUUGGCCUUCUGGUUUUAUUCUGCGAGGGAGAAUUUCAAACCGGAGAUGCUGAAAGGAAAGCGGGUGAUUGUCACCGGAGCGAGCACCGGAAUCGGAGAGCAGAUGGCGUAUCACCUGGCGCGGAUGGGAUCCCACGUCUUCAUCACAGCACGGACAGAGGCCAAGCUCCAGAAAGUGGUGCAGCGGUGCCUGGAGCUGGGGGCAGCCUCUGCCCGCUACGUCAGCGGCUCCAUGGAGGACACGGCCUUCGCCGAGCGCGUGGUGCAGGAGGCAGGGACCGCGCUGGGAGGCCUGGACAUGCUGAUUCUUAACCAUGUUGGCGCAUCGUACUUUGGUUAUUUCAACGGGGACGUCGGGCACGUCCGAAAGCUCCUGGAGAUCAACUUCCUGAGCUACGUGGCCAUGGCCACGGCCGCCCUGCCCAUGCUCAAGGAGAGCGGAGGGAGCAUCGUUGUGGUUUCAUCUAUGGCGGGUAAAGUCGGAUUUCCCUUUACGGUUCCCUAUUCCGCAACUAAGUUUGCCUUGGAUGGAUUUUUCAGCUCCCUGAGGCAGGAAUUCGCCAUUCAGAACGUUAAUGUUUCCAUCACGCUCUGCAUCCUCGGCUUCAUCGAUACUGACAGCGCGGUCCGCGCAGCCGCAGACGUGCUGCUGGUGGCGCCGGCGCCGCGGGAGGAGUGCGCGCUGGAGAUCCUGCAGGGGGCGGCGCUGAGACGGCGCGAACUCUAUUACCGGUACGGCGGGACGCGGCUGCCGCUGCUGCUGCGGGACUGGGCGGCCGAGCUGCUGGACUACCUGGUACGGAGCCGCUACCGCCUGGACGCCAUGAAGGGGACGUCCCCUCAGCAGCCCCCGAGCGCUUAAAGGGUUUGGAACGAACGGCGGGUGCCGGCGCGGGAGGGUUUCGCCGGUGCAACAGCGUCCCCUGGCGGUGGAGACGCGGCGUUGCAGCCCCGCCGCUCCUCCCGUUCGAAAUGAAUCUCCGCUUGUGCUUUGACAAGUUAAUUGUUUUUCAGUAGAUGGUUAUCGCCUCUGACGGGACGGGCACACAGCGCGGUGCUGCGGGGAACCCGCCGUGUCCCGUCUGGUUGGACCCAUUCCCUUCCCCAGAGGAGGGAACAGUAAUUCACCUAAUUAUUAAAUAAAAUUUACUAACCUAA
This is a messenger RNA of Columba livia (rock pigeon), 1488 nucleotides long. Its product is annotated as 11-beta-hydroxysteroid dehydrogenase 1. Bases 287 to 1192 code for a protein of 301 amino acids. The transcript is spliced from 6 exons. Gene Ontology annotation, molecular function: steroid binding; 11-beta-hydroxysteroid dehydrogenase (NADP+) activity. The record is from RefSeq and is a predicted model, not a curated record. Gene Ontology annotation, biological process: steroid catabolic process. Lineage: Eukaryota; Metazoa; Chordata; Aves; Columbiformes; Columbidae. Gene Ontology annotation, cellular component: intracellular membrane-bounded organelle; endoplasmic reticulum membrane.